Adineta steineri is the source of this 2209-nucleotide messenger RNA. NCBI's taxonomy places the organism in Eukaryota, Metazoa, Rotifera, Eurotatoria, Adinetida, Adinetidae. The record is from the annotation of a GenBank genome assembly.
AUGAAAGCUUAUUCAUUGUUACCUGCUGUAGAUGAAGAUAUGAAUAGAAUACAUAAUUCUGAUUCACUGGGAAUCACUCCAUCCGGAGUAAUAACAUGUCCAUUGGAAAAUCCGUCUGAUAAAGAACAGUCAAUGUAUUCCUCAUCGACACAACAUUUAUAUCAUCCAAACAAUACAAAUGAAUAUCCAAUGUCAGAACCACGACGACAACAUCUAACAAAAGCUGAAUAUUCUCCCAUUGGUUCAUCUCGUAAACUUAAUCUAUUACUUCAACGUUCACUUCGAUAUUCAUAUCGACAACGAUGUUGUGGAUGUUGUCCAACAAUACUUUGUGAACUUUUAUUUCCAUUGAUUCUAAUUGCAUUAUUAGCUUUAACACGUUAUGGAACUAAUGCACUCAUUAGAGAACUGAAUGACAAUCCGAAUUCUACUCCAAGAAAUUUUGAUCGUCCUCAAUGUUCACAAAAUCGAAGUGCAACAAUAGCAACAAGUUUAUCAACAAAUUCAAUAAAAAAUUGUUUCAAAUUUCCACCAAGUUACAAAGGACGUGGACUUGGAUUUUUUUCUCCACAAAUAGUUUCAAAUACAACAAAUUUUGUAUUUCAACCAAUGACAGAUGACACUCGAAUUCUUGUUGAACGUGCUAAAGAACGUUUGAAAAUUAUGAAUUGUGAAAAUACAAAAGUUUGGACUCAAAAUAUGGAUGCUGAACAUGAUAAUAACUUAUUACAAAACGAUACAGAAAAUACAGUUAUUAUUGAUUUUGGUUCAGCAUCUAAUUUAAAAAAUGAACACAAUCUUGGCUAUAAUAUAAUGGUUCGAAUGCCAAGUACUAUUCCUAAAAAUGCUCCAGUUGAUCUAUCAUUUCUAUCAUUUUUACAUCCAACAUUUAUUCCUGAUCGAUCUAAUGUAACUGAUAAUAAUAAUGAAGAAGGUUCACAAUUACCUGAAUUUAGUGAUGUAAAAAUGUUUAUUGAUUCAUUACUUAUUGGUUAUCAAACGAAUAGAUCUAUUGAAUUUGAACUUGAACGAAAAGCUAUGAUAUGUACACCAUACCGUCGAGAUGCUCUUUUCGAGGGUGGGUCAGCAUUCGUAACAAUAAUUCUACUGUUUAUUGAUUUCGUAUAUUUUAUUCCAUAUUUAAUUCUUCUAAUCAGUUUAAUUCGAGAAAAAAAUGCUAAAGUGAAAGAAAUUCUUAAAGUACUCGGAAUUGAACCUAUUCUAAAUAAUUUUGCUCAAGCAAUUCGAACAUUAAUUAUUAUUUGUUUUUUAACAAUAUUAUUAUGUAUUGUAUAUAAAUUAAAAUUAAAACCUGAUGCAUAUUUCAAUACAGUUAAUUUUGGUGUUCUUUUUUUUGGAUAUUUUAUAUAUGGUUUACAAUUAAUAUCAUUUUGUAUAAUGAAUGCACAGUUAUUUGAUAAAACUGUUCGUGCAGUAUUAGGCACUUUUUUCAUAUAUGCUGUAUCGAUAUUUAUAUAUCCAUAUACUAUUGUAUGGCCAACAGCUAUACAAUAUAUAUUGAUAUUUGUUAGUCCUUAUAUUGCUGGACAUUCAAUUUUUCAACAAGCGGUUUUACAUGAUUUAGCAUAUAAAGAUCUGGCAGUAUUUCAAACAAUAUAUCGUCAUGUACCAAUCUAUUUUGUAACAUUAAUUAUUAUGAUUGUUAGCUGUGUUUUCUAUUGGAUUUUAUCCUGGUAUUUGGAAAAAGUUUUUCCAGGUGAAUAUGGUAUUGGACUUGAUUGGAAUUUUCUUUUCAAACGAGAUUAUUGGCGUUCAGAAAAAGUUCAUCAUAGCAUCGAAUCAUUUCCUGAUCGUUCAUUACCUCUUAAAAGAACUCAUUCGAAUAGUACACCUAUUGUACACGUAGAUCAUCUUGUUAAAAAAUUUGGUCCAGAUAAAAUUGCAGUUAACGACGUAUCAUUUGAUUUAUAUGAAAAUCAAAUAACAUCAUUAUUAGGACCGAAUGGUUCAGGUAAAACAACAAUAUUUAAUUGUUUAAUUGGAAUACAUAGACAAACAUCGGGUGCAAUAACAAUGGAAAGUGAAGAUGGAAUGGAUAUUGAUACACGAACAAAUAUGGAAUUAUUAAGAAAAUCGAUGGGUUAUUGUCCACAACAUGAUAUUCUUUUUGAUUUAUUAACUAUAAAAGAACAGAUUGAAUUUUAUGCAACAGCUCGAGGAUUUGGAAAAAAUAAACAACAAAUAGCAU